Anarrhichthys ocellatus (wolf-eel) is the source of this 1422-nucleotide messenger RNA. It is a transcript of the gene mmp20a, whose product is annotated as matrix metallopeptidase 20a (enamelysin). Gene Ontology annotation, biological process: extracellular matrix organization; proteolysis; collagen catabolic process. Gene Ontology annotation, molecular function: zinc ion binding; metalloendopeptidase activity. Gene Ontology annotation, cellular component: extracellular matrix. The transcript is spliced from 10 exons. The record is from RefSeq and is a predicted model, not a curated record. Bases 1 to 1422 code for a protein of 473 amino acids. Lineage: Eukaryota; Metazoa; Chordata; Actinopteri; Perciformes; Anarhichadidae.
AUGGAGUUGCUCUGGCUGUGGAUACCUGUUUUGGGCUCUCUGGUGUUAGCAGAAGUCUUGUGGACUCUACCCAUCGAUCAGGAUCAGUGGCCGAGGCCUGAGGAUGUGGAGCUGGCUGAGGGCUACCUCAGGAGGUUUUACAACCCGAGCCCCGGAGGCAGCGUGUCGGGGAGAAGGGUCAGGUCCACGUCGUCAACCAUGGAGGAGAAGAUCAGAGAAAUGCAAACCUUCUUUGGUCUGAGAGAGACAGGUGGUCUGGACUCUACCACCCUGGAUGUGAUGAAGGAGCCCAGCUGUGGUGUUCCAGAUGUGGAAAACUUCAGCUUUUACCCCGGAAAGCCUAAAUGGAAGAACAACACCAUCACGUACAUGAUAGCCAAAUACACUCCGGACAUGAAGAGAGAGGACGUGGAAAAGUCCUUUCGUUCAGCCCUGAAGAUGUGGAUUGAUGCUGCACCGCUGAGGUUCAUCAAAGUCAACCAUGGCAAAGCUGAUAUCGUCUUCUCCUUCGCCCGCAGAACUCAUGGAGAUUUCUUUCCCUUUGAUGGACCCCGGGGAGUGCUGGCUCACGCCUUUCAGCCAGGAGAGGGGAUAGGAGGAGACGUGCACUUUGAUGAAGAUGAAACAUGGGCCGGAGGGAGGCAAGGUUACAGCCUGUUCGCUGUUGCAGCUCAUGAGCUCGGCCACUCACUGGGUUUGACCCACUCAAAAGACCCCUCUGCUAUCAUGUACCCCAACUACAGGUAUAAAAGCAGCACGCAGUACUCUCUAUCCAACGAUGAUGUGCUUGGGAUCCAAACACUGUAUGGAAAAGAAACAAGAAAAGUUGAAACACAACCAGCUCCCAAAAAGUGUGACCCCAACCUUUCUUUUGAUGCAGCAGUUAUGAUCCAAAACGAGAUAGUUUUCUUUAAGAACAGGUACAUGUGGAUGAGAACAACGCAGACAACUUAUUGGAAUCGCCUGAGAGAGAGCCACAGCAGCACAUUACCCGGCAUCAGCUCUCACAUGGAUGCCGCGUAUGACAUCGCUGCCAAAGGCGUGGCGUACAUAUUCACUGGUCAUAUGUACUGUGUGGUUCGAGAGCUUAAGAUGAAAAGUCAUGCUGGCUCCAUCUACGAGUACGGCUUCUCCUCCCAAGUCAGGCAGGUUGACGCUGCCGUGCAUAUCAGUGAAUCUGGGAAGACGGUCUUCUUCACAGGAGAGGUUUAUUACAGGUAUGAUGAGCGCAGGAGAAGGAUGGACCCCGGCUUCCCCAGACUCAUCCAAACAGACUGGCCUGGAAUACCGAGAAGGGUCGAUGCUGCCUUCAAGUUACGUAGAUGCAUCUUCCUCUUCAGCGGGACAAAAUCCUACCAGUAUGACUUCAAUCAAAACCGGGUGGUGAAUAUUAUUCCAGCAAAUUCUUGGCUAGGAUGUUGA